GACGGUCAGAUCCGGACGGCUUUUGACGUAUUGGUGGCCGCAUUGCUCGGCGCCGACGAGUUUGGCUUCUCGACGGCGCCUCUCAUAGUGUUGGGCUGUAUAAUGAUGCGCAAGUGUCACCUCAACACCUGUCCCGUAGGUGUGGCCACUCAGGACCCGGAGCUGCGCAAGAAGUUUGAGGGAAAACCCGAAUAUCUCGUGAACUACUUGUUUCUGUUGGCCGAAGAGAUCCGACAAGAGAUGGCGAAACUCGGGAUCAAAAAGUUUCAGAAUCUGAUCGGCCGGACAGAGCUCCUGAGGUUCAAACCAGACCCCCAGAACCCGAAGGCCGGGCUUCUGGACUACACGAUGAUCCUCUGUAACGCCCUGUCCCUGAGGCCCGAGACGAAUAUCAUCGGCGGAUCCGUUCCGCAGGACUUCCAGCUGGACAACCGGCUCGACAACAAAAUCAUAUCCGCUGCCAAAGCCAUACUCGACGGCAAUACCCAGAACUCGAUUGAGAUGUCGUUCCCCAUCGCUAACAUCGACCGCGCGUUUGGCGCCACUCUUAGCUAUUAUAUCGCCUCCAGGUUUGGCGAGAAUGGGCUCUACAAAGAUCUCAUUAAAGUCAACCUCAAAGGGUCGGCCGGACAGUCGUUUUGUCUGUUUCUGGCGAAGGGAGUGGUAGUGGAACUCGAGGGCGACUCUAAUGAUUACGUCGGGAAAGGCCUCUCCGGGGGCGAAGUGAUUGUCUAUCCGCCCAAAGAUAUGCCCAAAGAGUUCAAGUCGGAGGAGAAUAUAAUUGUGGGGAAUGUCUGCCUAUACGGCGCCACCUCUGGGAAAGCCUUCAUUAGAGGUGUGGCCGCCGAGCGGUUUUGUGUACGUAAUUCCGGUGCUAUCGCUGUCAUCGAGGGGGUGGGAGAUCACGGGUGCGAAUACAUGACGGGAGGCGUUGUCGUGAUAUUGGGCGCCACCGGCAGGAACUUUGCCGCCGGUAUGUCCGGCGGAAUCGCUUACGUCUACGACUUGGACGGGAGGUUUGCCUCGAAGUGCAAUCCAGAAAUGGUUGAUCUCUUGCCACUCGAACUGGAGGAAGACAUCACUCUCUUCAAGGAUUUACUCAAAGAGUUCAAUGAGAAGACCGGUUCAGAAGUGGCCGCAGAUAUACUCAACAACUUCGAGACAUUGAGGCAGAAGAUUGUCAAAGUGUUCCCUCAGGAGUAUCAAAGAGCUCUCAAACAAAUGGCGGAACAGUCUGUCAAACCAGAAGUUGAAGUCAAACAAACCGACGACCAGAAGGUGAAGGACAUCGAGGACUCGAUUCCGGAUCAGACAAAACUCGAUAAAUUGCGCGGAUUUAUGAAAUAUAAGAGGAUUAAAGGCUAUUAUCGCGAUGUCAGCAAACGAUCCAAGGAUUGGAAAGAGAUCUUUGACCACCAGUUCAUCCGAAACAAUGUCCGCACACAGGCCUCGAGAAAUUGUAGCAAAAUAUGA
Molecule: messenger RNA, 1473 nt
Organism: Oppiella nova
Lineage: Eukaryota; Metazoa; Arthropoda; Arachnida; Sarcoptiformes; Oppiidae
Source: the annotation of a GenBank genome assembly